This is a messenger RNA of Rhododendron vialii, 911 nucleotides long. RefSeq lists its product as uncharacterized. NCBI's taxonomy places the organism in Eukaryota, Viridiplantae, Streptophyta, Magnoliopsida, Ericales, Ericaceae. The coding region runs from base 1 to 540 and encodes 179 amino acids. The transcript has 4 exons. The record is from RefSeq and is a predicted model, not a curated record.
AUGGUAUCAGAGCCGACGGUUGACGAUCUAUGGGAAGACUCUCAGCGCACCGUUGAAUGGGCUUGCACAAAGAACACUCAUGGAGAAUGGAUUGGCUCAUCAUCGAUGGAGUUGACUCGUCGGGAAGCUAUAAUGGAUGGCUCAUUAUCAAUGGAGUUGACUUGUGGGGGAGCAUGGUGCUGUUCGACGAUUAACAGAGAAGAUCCCUUCCCGGUUCCCCUCCACCACCGGCGACCACCACAACCCACUUCCCUCCACCACCGGAGACCACCGCAACCCAAUCCCAGCGCUCCCCCACCGCUGUUGACCGCCAUCACCACCGGGCUUCUGGGCACUUCGACCACCACGAAGAUAAUUGGACAUGUGGGGACUAGGACGCAGCCAGCCCGAUACGUUACGCAACAUCGCUCUAUCCUAGCAAGGCCUACCUACAUGCAGCCGAACUCCCAAAAUGUUAUGGUUGGAAGAUUGGGAGGGCAGCUUGAUUACAUGCAUCCAAUUCAUGUAAGAUACGGUCAUUGCGUCAAGUUGAAAAGAUGAGAGACUAUUUUAUUGUUUUGGAUUCACUUUGAAAUAUCACACCCGAGCCAGAACAACCAUUGCUUAUUCCUACUCAAGAAGAGUUUUUGUUUGGAAAAAGCUGCAAGAUGAUUCAUGAGUUCAAACAGAGAGAUAUCGGCACAAAGAUGACUCCGCUUAGCAGUUCAACAACUUCGAGAUACCACAUGCCGUUGAAAGAGAUUGAAGCUAUUCAAGAGAAUUAAAGGCCAAGAAAAUGAUCAAUUAUUGUAAUUUGAAAUAUGAAGUUGUAAUUUGUUGGAAUAUCAAGUUGUAGUUUUGCAAAACCUAACUUCUAUUGUAACCUAUUUGUGUGACUGUUGUUUUAUGGUUUUUGUUGGGAAUGGAUAAUU